Orcinus orca (killer whale) is the source of this 1476-nucleotide messenger RNA. RefSeq names its product solute carrier family 10 member 1 (gene SLC10A1). The coding region runs from base 398 to 1447 and encodes 349 amino acids. Gene Ontology annotation, biological process: bile acid and bile salt transport. The record is from RefSeq and is a predicted model, not a curated record. Lineage: Eukaryota; Metazoa; Chordata; Mammalia; Artiodactyla; Delphinidae. Gene Ontology annotation, cellular component: membrane. Gene Ontology annotation, molecular function: bile acid:sodium symporter activity. The transcript has 6 exons.
GAAAAGGCUGUGCAUUCCUGCUUCCUUCUCGGCAAGUUUCCCAAGCAAUGGGGCUCCUCGGGCUGCUGGCCAAAGAGCCUGGGCAGAAAUAAAUCUCCCCAGCCAGGGCUCCUUCAGAGCUGCCCUUUGGGGAACGUGCCCCCAGUCUUCCCGAGAGCCCCUCAACCAGCGCAGCAGGUUCUUCCCGGGAGUUAGGUGUGUGUGGGAGCAUGUUCCUCCCCCGGGAUCCGUGCCAUCAGGUUUGGGGAUAGGACCAAGUUUUCCCAGCACAAGUGAGAAGGACACAGGCACCUCUCCUCUUCCAGGACAAGGGUCAUGGACACAACUUCUCCUGGAAGCCAGCAACUCACCUGCCCCUACCCUGUCCCACACCUCCCUUUCCAGGAAGGAAAGGAGGAUGGAGGCCCUCAAUGAGUCUGCCCAGUUCAACUUCUCCCUGCCUCACAACUUCGGCAAGCGGCCCACCGACUGGGCGCUGAGCGUUAUCCUGGUGAUCAUACUGUUAACCAUCAUGCUCUCGCUGGGCUGCACCAUGGAGUUCAGCAAGAUCAAGGUGCACUUCUGGAAGCCUAAGGGGCUGGCCAUCGCCCUGGUGGCGCAGUACGGCAUCAUGCCCCUCACUGCCUUUGCACUGGGCAAGGUCUUCCAGCUGAACAACGUCGAGGCACUGGCCAUCCUGAUCUGUGGCUGCUCGCCGGGGGGGAACCUCUCCAACGUCUUCACUCUGGCCAUGAAAGGGGACAUGAACCUCAGCAUCGUGAUGACCACCUGCUCUACCUUCUUUGCCCUGGGCAUGAUGCCCCUCCUCCUGUACAUUUACUCCAGGGGCAUCUAUGAUGGGACCCUGAAGGACAAGGUGCCCUAUGGCAACAUCAUGAUAUCACUGAUCCUGAUUCUCAUUCCUUGCACCAUAGGCAUCAUCCUCAAAUCCAAACGGCCACAAUACGUACGUUAUGUCACCAAGGGAGGGAUGAUCCUCCUGCUUUUGUGCAGUGUGGCUGUCGUAGUGCUCUCUGUCCUCAACGUGGGCAAGAGCAUUUUGUUUGUCAUGACACCACACUUGCUGGCCACCUCCUCCCUGAUGCCUUUCAUCGGCUUCCUGCUAGGCUACGUUCUCUCUGCUCUGUUCCGCCUCAACGGACGGUGCAGACGCACUGUCAGCAUGGAGACUGGAUGCCAAAAUAUUCAACUCUGCUCCACCAUCCUCAACGUGACCUUCCCCCCUGAAGUCACUGGACCACUUUUCUUCUUUCCUCUCCUCUAUAUGAUUUUCCAGCUUGGAGAAGGGCUUCUCCUCAUUGCCAUCUUUCGGUGCUAUGAGAAAAUCAAGCCUUCCAAGCAUAAAACAAAAAUGAUCCACAAAGCUGACACAACUGAAGAAACCAUUCCAACAGCUCUGGGAAAUGGCACCCACAGAGGGGAGGCGUGCCCCCCUUGCACAGCCUAGCCUUCCCCAGUGACCUGGAUUCUGGUCAG